Molecule: messenger RNA, 3016 nt
Organism: Chelonoidis abingdonii (Abingdon island giant tortoise)
Lineage: Eukaryota; Metazoa; Chordata; Testudines; Testudinidae
Gene: GDF1
Product: growth differentiation factor 1
Cellular component (GO): extracellular region
Molecular function (GO): growth factor activity; cytokine activity
Source: RefSeq, a predicted model, not a curated record
AUGGGACCGGCCCCGUCCCCGGCCAGAGCCCGGCUCGCAUCCAGCCUCCUCUGGGCGCUGCUGGGCGCGGCGCUGGGGGGCAGGCAGGAGACUUCGCUUGGCCAAGCCCUGGGCCUGAGCGCCAAGCCCGGCCCCCCGGUGCCCUCGCUGCUGUGGCGGAUCUUCCAGCGGAGGCAGCUGCAGCCCCCCGGGGCCAGCGCGCCGGACCGCGCCUGCCGGGUGGAGGAAUUGAACGUGCCUGGGAACAUCAUCCGCGUCUUGGCUGACCAAGGCCACUUCAUUCACAGUGGGGAGCCCAAGACUUUCCUGUGUCUGGAGAAACGUCUGUACUUUAAUUUCUCUGUGUUGGAGGCGGGGGAGCAACUGACAAUGGCUCAGCUGGAGAUCAACUUCAGCCACAACUCCUAUCACACUUCCAGUGGCGGGCAGAUCUUUGAGCUGCGGCUGUACCAAGCCCUGCAGAUGUCUCUGCGGGGAAUGGCCUCCCACAUGUACAACCACAAGCUGCUGGUGGCACAAUCCUUUGCACAGCUGCACAAGUCCCUCCUCUUCAACCUGACCGAAGUGGCAAAGGGCUGGCAAACCCCCAGCAAGAACCUGGGCUUGAUCCUGGAGAUCUCUGUGAGCAGCAGGGACAGCGCCAUGGCCUUGCCGCCCCGAAGGCUGCAGAACCUCUGUGCCAGCAUCGACUCCUUCCUUGACACCUCGCUGUUGGUGGUGUCCCUCAAUCAGAAGCAGUGCCAGGCCUCCAGGAAGAGGCGAAGUUCCUAUUAUACCCCAGUCACCCCAAGCAACCUCUGCAAGCCAAGGCGGCUUUACAUCAGCUUCAAUGACGUGGGCUGGGAGAACUGGAUCAUCGCGCCACAGGGAUACAUGGCCAACUACUGCCUUGGGGAAUGUCCCUUCCCACUGACAGCAGAACUUAAUAGCACCAACCACGCCAUCCUCCAGACUAUGGUGCACUCCCUUGACCCAGAAGGAACCCCCCAGCCCUGCUGCGUCCCAGUCAGGCUGUCCCCCAUCUCCAUCCUGUAUUAUGACAACCAUGAUAACGUGGUGCUGAGACACUAUGAGGACAUGGUGGUGGAUGAGUGUGGCUGCAGGUAAUGGAGCUCCUCAUCGAGAUGUGAAUAGGGAAUUGAAUGGGUCUCUGAGGGAACGGUCAGUGCCUGGAGUAACUGGGAUUUUUGAUGUAAUAGGUCAAAACAUAUUAAGUCUCCUUUGUGUGGGUGGGUAGGGACCCUCCCUUCCAUCCCUUGGUGCAGUUAAUGGCAGAACUACCCCUUUGACACAUUGUUGAAAAAUGCAGCCUCAAGGGGGGAGCUCUUGACUUCUGGCAUCAAGAGGAUAAUGCAGUUUGGGAUUCUAAUGUAAUGCUGAUUGGCUGGAGGCAUCAGACUUCCAAACUCCCUGGAGCCUUGCUGGGAACCUGGUGAAAUCUAACGCCUCCUCCCUCCCCCCCAUGUCCCCCAGUACUGAGCAGAGGAUGUUGGCACCAGCUCCUUAGUCCCAGCACUCCUCUCCCUCUGUCUCCUUCCUCAGUUCUGACCUGGAGGCACUGGUGCGGUGCAGUACUGUAUCGAUCCGUAUGGCUAGAGCUGGUGCCCAUGGCACUAAAGAAUGAGUUCUGCUGGCCCUUCAGUGCCCCGCAGGCCCUGCAGCUUAGCUUGCCCACACUUGCAGGAACAGUAGCAUUGUCCACCCUUGCUCUAAGGAGCAGCACGGCUGGAUUCUCAGCUUCUUGAGCUAAGUGGCAUGAGCCUAGCAUGGAUUUUUUUCCCCCCAGAACAGGAAGACAGUUUGACUAAAUUCUGCACUCUUUCCAGUGAGUGAAGAAAUGACCAGGGCUUCAGUUUGAUUGAGUUCUCUCCCCUCCACUGGGCUGUACUUCAACUAAAGUAUCACCUCUGUCUGGUGCCUGAUACCACAUUGCUCUUGAAAGGGCAUUACUGGUACCAGCUGUUAGAUGUCAGGACAGUGGGGCAUGGGGAAUUGAAGUGAAGUGUUUUCAGACUGAGAGCUCCUAGCAAUGUAAACAUGCCUUUUUGUGGUGAAGAGGUUGCCUAAGAGGUCAGGCUCUGGCUUUUGAAUAAGGCAAGAAUCCUGGCUUGGGAAAUUUGGCCUAAAUUUGUUUUUUUUAAGGGGCCAUCAAUUUUGGGUGUCCACUUUGAUUAAGGGGUGCUGAGCACUCACCAAUCCCACUGACUCAUUGCAGGGGGGUGGAGAAAUUUCAAAACAACUCAAAGACAAUUCAUUGAUUCUUUAAAAGUAUUACGUUACCCAUUGAGUGUGAAUCCAGUCUACGGCUGGCAAACAGGCAGAUGGCUGCAGAAAGCAGUAGAAAGAUGAAUAGACAAAAGUCUCCUUUUAAAAUGUGUUUUCAUCUUGAUUAUUGUCAGAGUUCUCUAGUAAUAGGGAAAGAAAAAUAUUCCCCUCUUCCUAAUAAUUGUCUUUCAUAAGUCAUGUUGCACUAGAUGAGCAGCCAGUGCCUAAACAUCAUCCUAGUGAAUAAAGGUGGGGUGGGGGGAAGAGAGAGGUAAAGCAGUGGCUUGCGCAAUUAUUUAAUGUACUAGCCUGGCACCUGUGGAGCACUGAGGACUUGGCUCAGUGAAAGUAGUUCAAUAGUCUCAUUUUAGCCUGAUGCCAGUUGACUCCAUAAGAGUUUAACACCAUUUGUAGCAGGAACUAGGACUACUUAGCCCUGUCCUUACUGCACUGUUUAGACAGAUUAUGUAUGUUAAGGCAUCAGAGGUAUCUCCAAUGGAUCUGUUGGACCAGCAGUGGCAGAUCAAGUUUGCUGUAUUCAAGUCAGUGGGGUGAGGACCCUCUCCCUCUUCAACACCUACAAUGACAGGUACAAGAUGAAAAACAGGAAAAGGGAUGACUUCUAAGUACAGAAUUUCACAGGGCUUCUUCAUAGCAGCAGUGCUCAGCCUGAAGGCCAGAGGAGCAGAGGCAGUUGAAGUUUGAGUAGGUCUCCCCCUGCACAACCACGCGCAGAGUGCAAGCCAGCCCU